AUCCGCUCGGCCUCCGCGUGCGCACUCUGUGCCACAAAAAGGCGCUGAUGGAGGUUUCCAAAAACAUCCCAGUUCCACUGUCUCAACCUACGCCAUAAUCUGCCGAGCUUGGCCUCGAGAUUGCGCAUCCCGAAGAGCCCAUAUCUCUGGGAAGAAAGCCCGUGGCCUUAGCCUUGGGCCCAACUAUGAUGAACUGAUCAGACUGGUCAGGAUGAGCAUCCUUUCUAGUUUGGGCAGUGUAAUCCAUCUUCGCCUUGUCCUUAUCCGUGGCCCCUUUUGGGGGUCCGGGUGUCUGGAUAGGGCCUUUGCCCUUUCCCUUCGGUUCCCUCCGUCUGUUGGAGGGUCCCUGAUGGGCCGUAUGACGACGCUGAGGCGGAGUGGGGCGUGGCUUAUUGCCAAUGAUAUAGCAGUUGGCCGCUAUAUGACCAACAUGGUUGCACACAUUACAGAAGGCGGGGAUCUUCUCAUAGAUCACACGCUGUACAAGGGUAUCCGACCCCUGCACAAUCUCUAUCUCGUGGACGGGCUCGACCCUGAGGUCGAUCUCAACGCAGAAUCGAGCCACGUUGGCCCUCGACUGGAGGGCCGUCGGGGCAUCAAUACGAACCGGCUGACCUAUACACUUAGCAAGCGUAGUGAUGGCAGCCCGGUCGUAGAGGUGGGGUGGGAGGCCAGGAAGGCGGCACCAGACGGGGACAAGCGGCGUCUCCGUCUUCGGGUUAAACCCCGAAGU
This is a messenger RNA of Striga hermonthica, 733 nucleotides long. The record is from the annotation of a GenBank genome assembly. NCBI's taxonomy places the organism in Eukaryota, Viridiplantae, Streptophyta, Magnoliopsida, Lamiales, Orobanchaceae.